Ilex paraguariensis (yerba mate) is the source of this 1939-nucleotide messenger RNA. The record is from the annotation of a GenBank genome assembly. Lineage: Eukaryota; Viridiplantae; Streptophyta; Magnoliopsida; Aquifoliales; Aquifoliaceae.
AGUCUUGCCAUUUACCUGUCGACAACCUUCGCGACAAAUACUCUUAAACCCUAAACCUUAUUGUGCGACGAAUUCGGCGAGAUAUUUAUGCGUAAUUCAGCUUUUGGAUUAGAAGUGCCUCAUAGUUUAUUGGUGGAAUGGUGAGGUGAUAUGGAGUUUCAUUAGAUCAACCAAAUGGGAGACUCCUUAUGCAUUAAUCAUUCAAGUAAGAGCUUGGAGCCCAGGGUUGCUAAAGCUAAGAAGCUGUCUAAAUAUUGUUUGGUUGCUUCGAUACCCAAAGGAUUUUCACCAAAGACUUCGAAAUGUAUUACUUUGGUGAAACGAAGUAUACAAGGAAGUGGAGCUGCAGGAGAUGUAGGAGUUUUUUUGCUAACAACUGCAGCGCUCGAGAUUAUGCGAAGAUUCUCAAGGGCAAAGUGUCCUCUUGUUUGGCGCGUUCUUCAGGCAUUGCAAGUUCUCUGCUAUCCACCAUUUAAAUGGGUGGAAAGAUGGGCUCCUUUCAAGGUUUUGGUUAAACACAUGCAGACAUUGUCAAGGCCAAUGUUAGUCCUCACAAUUGCGACAGUUUUCUCCGAACAAUCUUUCUUUACAAAAGAAACAUCAAACAAUUUGGAUGAUUCUCAAGGAUCUUUUGAAUCAGAACCUCCAGACACAAGUAAGGAGAAGUGGUUGCUCAAACUCCAUAAAGAGCUCGAAAACCAGGGAAUUACUUUGCCACAAAGGCUUGGUGAGGAUGAGCUUUGUAGAUUUUAUUCCAUCGCAAAUGGUGAUUUUUCAAGAUUACUGUCAUCAGUCAAGAAAACAAUUUAUUGGAGGCAGAAUUACACUCUUUUUUCACCCGAAGAGCUUGAGGCCUGGUCACGUUUGGUCUUCUGGCAUGGAUCUGAUGUGAACCUAUGUUCUUGCCUCAUUAUUCGCCUUGGACUUGCUUGCUCCAACUUGAGACCUAAUGACAUGUCUCUCUUCGUAAAAGCAGUUGUUUCCCAGAUAGAACAUGGAGUUGUGAACUUGGUUCAUACAGAAAAUCCUAGAAUCACAGUUGUGAUGGAUUGCAAGGGAUUAUCUCCACUGGGAUUCCCCAUGCAAAUGAUGAGAUCUUGUGCUAUACUUCUGCAAGAUCAUUAUCCCAACCGCCUUGGCUUGUUGAUUGUCAUACGGCUUCCUCUGGUCGCUCGAGUGAUUACGAAGACUUUAUUUCAAGUUCUCAAACCAGCCACACGGCAAAAGCUAAGAAUCGUAGGAGAAAAUUACCAAAAGGUUCUCUCUGAAUACCUUCAGACACUCCCUUUGUUUCUUGGUGGCAAGUGCUUGUGCUCAAAAUGUUCAGAACUUGGCAAUAGACAAGGUCCGAAAGAAGAAAUCAUCUGGAUGAGGCGAAGAUUGGAUCUUAGCAACGAUGCGAAUGUUCCUUCACCAGCUUUAAGUAAUCAUGCUGAUGCCAGAAUGAAUUGGAACAGGGAACAUACACCAAUUAGUACCCUUAUUUUCGGUGUACUGAUGUUGUCGAUAUUUAUUGCUUUCGCUUGGAGAAUGCGUUAUCCAGAAAGGCCACCUCUUUUUUACUGGCCAAGUGGUUCAUAAGCUGAUUGGGUUUUGGUUCAAAUGUUCAAUUAUAUUAGAGGAGUUAUUGUGGUUUGAGUGCAGUAUAACUAGUACAUGUAGUGCAUUUAUGGUGUUCUUGUUUCUUAAGGAGUGUGCUUCAAACCAUAUCGCAGAGUUGGCAUUGAAUUCAAGCGAUCUACUUCCCAAUUGUAAGGUGGUUCAGGGUAGAUCGGAUGAAAGGAUUUCAAAAACUGGAAGAGCAUUUCGGAGAGGUUUGUAUUAUGAAAAACUCUGGCGUGAUUUAUUUUUUUAAAAAUAAAGAUUUGUAUUCUUUACUAUUUUGAUUAUACACAUUGUGUAUGAGGAUUGAUAUUGUUCAAGGGUUGUGUUUUUGGAG